AUGGAUAUUCUCACACGGUGUUCUCCAGCGCGGUCGGCGCUCCUUCUCCUCAGUCCACAAGAAACUCGACCUCUCGCACUGCGCACCGCGACACACUCUUUCCCCUCAACGAAGCUGCCGCAAGUAUCCCGUCGCCAUGUCGUUUCGGCAAUUUCCGAAGGCUCGCGAAAGUCGCAGUAUUCGUCCAGCGAGUUCGCGAAGUUACCAGGCGAGCUGCAGGACCUCUCGAAUCUCGUGAAGAAGCUCGCCAACGAAACCACCAGACCUCCCCGCGCGGACACCGCGCGGCCCUCCGUCAAGCCGCCUCGCUACAGCGACUUCGCUAACAACCCUGAGAACGACCUCUCCAAUAAACCUGCCGUCAUGGAGCCUGAUGAGCCAAGCAUUCCGGGUCUUCCGGCGUCAGUCGCGCGGCAGAUGCCGUGGCUGGCAGCGGCACCGGCGCAGCCGGCGCAAGAUGCGGAGAGCGACCUUGAGGGAUUGAUACCCAAGGCGCUUUCCUCCCCGGCGAUGCCGACACCUGUCGAUAGAGCAGUGGUACCCCGUACGGAGGUCAUCGCGAUGCGGUCGCGGCUGAACAAGAAGCUCAGCGAGUCCAACACGUACAACCGAUUCCUGCAGCGCGAGGUGCAAUACCGCGAGCAGGCGCUUAGCGACUCUAAAGCGCUCUUGAUCGCACUGGCGGCGGAAAUGCGGGAGCUGAGCGAGGUGGCGGACGAGAUCGUGAAGACCGAGGGCUUGCCAGUCACAAGGAAGAUCAACGGCCGAUAUUUGCCGUCCCACCUCAGCAAUAGACUGGAAGAGCUCUAUUCCGAUCUGAGGCAGCAGCUGGAGGGCAUAGAGAAGCUGCGGCUGAGGGAGGUGCCUCUGGUGUGGUUUGGCAUGGCGGAGGACGUGAAGGUGAUGGGGUCGUUUGACGGCUGGACGUAUGGCGAGCAGAUGUCCCCCGAGACCACCGGCACCAUGACCCGCUUCUCCACCGUGCUCAAGCUGCGCCCUGGGAGAGUGGCCCACUGUGGGUCAUGGCGUGAUGCUAUCCCAAUCCCUGAUCUCCCAUCUUUUGGUGCUUGCACCCUACUGUGCAUCUGCGUGUGGAUGUGUGCAUGUGCGCACGCACGCAUGCAUGUGUGUGUGUGUGUGUGUGUGUGUGUGUGUGUGUGUGUGUGUGUGUGUGUGUGUGUGUGUGUGUGUGUGUGUGUGUGUGUGCAGGUACGAGAUCGAGUUCCUGGUGGACGGCGAGUGGAGUGGCGACAGACUGGCCCACCGUGGGCCAUGGCAUGA
Closterium sp. Yama58-4 is the source of this 1281-nucleotide messenger RNA. Lineage: Eukaryota; Viridiplantae; Streptophyta; Zygnematophyceae; Desmidiales; Closteriaceae. The record is from the annotation of a GenBank genome assembly.